This is a messenger RNA of Lodderomyces orthopsilosis Co 90-125, 1068 nucleotides long. RefSeq lists its product as uncharacterized. NCBI's taxonomy places the organism in Eukaryota, Fungi, Ascomycota, Pichiomycetes, Serinales, Debaryomycetaceae. Gene Ontology annotation, biological process: zinc ion import across plasma membrane. Bases 1 to 1068 code for a protein of 355 amino acids. Gene Ontology annotation, molecular function: low-affinity zinc ion transmembrane transporter activity. Gene Ontology annotation, cellular component: plasma membrane. The record is from RefSeq and is a predicted model, not a curated record. The transcript has a single exon.
AUGGAUAUUAUAUAUAUAAGGCAAAACACUGAAGGCACUGAAGACACUUGUCUCAGUACCAACUCAUACAAUGGGAAAUACUGGGCUGCCAGAGUUUCAUCAGUUCCCGUGUUGUUUGUGGUUUCAGCGUUAGGGUCAUUUACUCCAUUGUUAGCUGCAUAUUCAACAAAGUUUAGAGUACCGGGGUGGAUAUUUGAUGCUAUAAAGUAUUUCGGGAGUGGAGUGAUUAUAGCGACCGGUUUUAUCCAUUUGAUGGCUGAAGCUGCUGCAAAUCUUAGCAACGAAUGCUUGGGCCCUCCGUUUACGGAGUACCCGUUUGCGGAAGGCAUCGCAUUGAUCGGAGUGUUUUUUAUAUUCAUCUUUGACGUAAUAGCCCACCAACGCUUAUCAGUCAAAGCAAAGGCAUACUUGGAGGCGGAAAAGAAUGGCAAUUCACCGACCGGAUUUGAAUCAGUUGGUCGAUUACAAAAUGUGUAUGUGGAGGAGAUGGAACAAGAGUCAAACUUAUCCAAGCGCACAGAUGAUUCAACAGAGAUCACAGAGGUUGGUAAACGAGACUUAUCAAAGCUUGAGAGCAUAUACCAAAAGAUUUUGAACUGUGUUGUGCUAGAGUGUGGUAUUGUCCUACAUUCUGUUUUUGUAGGGUUGUCAUUAACUAUAGCUGGCGAUGAUUUUGUAACUCUUUACAUUGCUAUUUCUUUUCAUCAGUUUUUUGAAGGCUUGGGUCUUGGCACUAGGUUUGCAACCACUCAAUGGCCAAAAGGAAAAAGGUAUGUCCCAUGGCUCAUGUCGCUCGCCUACAGCUUAACCACCCCUUUUGCAUCUGGUAUAGGGUUGAUAGUACGUGGAAGUUACCCAGCAGGAUCAAGAACAGCCUUGAUUACUACCGGAAUUUUUGAUGCAGCUUGUGCAGGGAUCUUGAUUUACAAUAGCAUUGCUGAAUUGAUGGCAUUUGAUUUCAUGUAUUCAGGAGACUUUAAAAACAAGUCUAUUAAAAAGUUAUUGGUUGCGUUUACCUAUUUAACUUUAGGAGCGUUUGUAAUGGCGCUUAUUGGGAAAUGGGCAUAA